UUUUGUGGAAAGUCAAAUUUACGAUCAAACCAUAAACAAGAAAUAAAGCAGAGAUCAUCCAACAAAAAAAAACAAAGGAAGAAAAAAAAACAGAGAUCAUUUCUUCCAUCUCCUUCUUCUCUAAUCCUAGCAGUGAGGGAUUUAUUCAUUAUAACAAUGUCGAACCAAUCGUACAGAUUCGGCUUCUUCCGACGGAAGUAUCAUCACACAGCUUCGGUGGCACCACCUGAGGUCAAGAUCCUUUUCGAGAGUUACUCCGAGAAAGGGGUCAUGUCUGUCGAUCAUCUCCUUAGGUUUCUAACAGAUGUUCAGAAACAAGAAAAAGCCACGAGAGAGGAAGCUCAAGCGAUCGUCAAUGCCUUAUCCUCUCUUCUUCAUCGCAAUUGUAUUCACCUUGAUGCUUUCUUUAAGUACCUUUUCGGUGUUGACAACUCUCCUCUUGCUUCUCAUGAGGUGCAUCAAGACAUGAAUGAUCCAUUGUCACAUUAUUUCAUAUUCACAGGGCAUAAUUCGUAUUUGACGGGUAACCAGCUGAGUAGUGACUGCAGUGAAGUACCUAUAAUAGAAGCAUUGCAAAAAGGUGUCAAGGUCAUUGAAUUGGAUCUUUGGCCAAACUCUGAUGAAGACGGUAUUGAUGUUGUUCAUGGAAGGACUCUCACGUCACCUGUGGAGCUGAUCAAAUGUCUUAGAGCUAUUAAAGCGCACGCUUUCGAUGUAUCUGAUUAUCCCGUUGUUGUAACUCUUGAAGAUCAUCUUACUCCACAACUCCAGGCUAAAGUUGCUGAGAUGCUUACUGAAACAUUUGGAGACAUGCUGUUUGCUCCUCCUCCUGGAGAAUGCUUAAAGGAACUCCCAUCGCCAGAGUUUUUGAAAAAACGUAUUCUCAUUUCAACCAAACCUCCCAAAGAGUAUAAGGAAUCAAAACGUGAGCAUGUUGUGGAGAAAGGGAACACUUCAGGUGGUGAUAAGAAUGUUUCAGAUGGAGAUGAGGAUGAAGAUGACGACGAGGAUGAUGAUGAUGAAGAUGAAAAUGAAGUAGAUAAGGUUAAGAAGAGUACACCAUCAGAAUACAAGCAUCUGAUUGCAAUCCAAGCUGGGAAACCGAAAGGCGGAAUGACUGAAUGUUUGAAAGUGGAUCCUGAUAAAGUAAGACGGCUUAGCUUGAGUGAAGAACAACUUGAAGAUGCAUCAGAAAAAUAUGGCACACAGAUUGUGAGGUUUACUCAGCAGAAUGUGCUUCGGAUUUACCCAAAAGGAACUAGAAUUAUGUCAUCAAAUUACGACCCCCUGGUUGGUUGGAGCCAUGGUGCUCAAAUGGUGGCUUUCAAUAUGCAGGGACAAGGAAAAUCAUUGUGGAUAAUGCGAGGAAUGUUUAGAGCCAACGGAGGAUGUGGCUACGUCAAGAAACCCGAUAUUCUGCUAAACAACAACGUUAUAUUUGACCCUCAAGCUUCAUUACCUGUAAAUACAACACUAAGGGUAACUAUAUACAUGGGAGAAGGAUGGUACGAUGAUUUUCCCCGCACACACUUCGAUCGUUAUUCCCCACCUGAUUUCUAUGCGAGGGUCGGAAUCGCUGGAGUUCCCGCGGAUACUGUAAUGAAGAAGACUAAAACCUUAGAAGAUGAUUGGAUGCCAGCUUGGGAAGAGGUUUUUGAGUUUCCGUUAACAGUUCCACAGCUUGCUCUUCUGCGUAUAGAAGUACUUGACUAUGACAUGUCGGAGAAAGACGAUUUCGGAGGUCAAACUUGCUUGCCAGUUUGGGAACUGAGGCAAGGAAUACGUACCGUUCCUCUGCAUAACGAGGAUGGGGUCAAGUGUAGAUCCGUGAAACUUCUUGUGCGGUUGGAGUUUGUGUAAGCAUGCAACUUGCAAGUAGCAAAUCCACGCUUCUUUUGUGUUGGUUUUAUAAAGUUUGUAACAUCCAUUUGCAUGCACAUCUUAGAGCAUGUUUAUAAUUUCUGAAAAAUAAAUAUAUUAACAUUAUAUGUAACGGUUCAUGGUUUUAUGACUGAGUGGAAAGCAAAUCCACGCUUCUUU
Molecule: messenger RNA, 2040 nt
Organism: Raphanus sativus (radish)
Lineage: Eukaryota; Viridiplantae; Streptophyta; Magnoliopsida; Brassicales; Brassicaceae
Product: phosphoinositide phospholipase C 7
Exons: 9
Coding region: 157-1860 (567 amino acids)
Biological process (GO): phosphatidylinositol-mediated signaling; lipid metabolic process
Molecular function (GO): phosphatidylinositol-4,5-bisphosphate phospholipase C activity
Source: RefSeq, a predicted model, not a curated record